CCAUGUACUCAAUUUCCCAUAAGUACCUGCGUCAUUUCCCGGAUUCUCGCAGUGUCUUCUGGGCCGUGCGCUUGUUGCACUUCCUUUCUUUCCGACAUCUUGACUGAGCAGCAUCAUGCCUCCCAAAGACGCGAAGAAGGGGAAAGAUGCUGGGAAGUCCAAGAAGGACAAGGACCCAGUCAACAAGUCUGGAGGCAAGGCCAAGAAGAAGAAGUGGUCCAAGGGAAAGGUCAGGGACAAGCUGAACAACCUGGUUCUCUUCGAUAAGGCCACCUACGACAAGCUGUACAAGGAGGUCCCCAACUACAAGCUCAUCACGCCCGCAGUAGUGUCUGAGAGGCUGAAGAUCAGGGGAUCCCUCGCCAGGGCUGCCCUCCUGGAGCUGCUGGGCAAAGGCAUGAUCAAGCUGGUCUCCAAACACAGAGCACAGGUCAUCUACACGCGUAACACCAAGGGUGGUGACGAAGCCGGCGAGGGCAAGGAAGCAUAGGGUGCCUGGAUGUUUGUAAAUUGAAAAUUUAAUAAAAACACACAAAAAAAAACAUUGACUUAGUCUUC
Molecule: messenger RNA, 558 nt
Organism: Engraulis encrasicolus (European anchovy)
Lineage: Eukaryota; Metazoa; Chordata; Actinopteri; Clupeiformes; Engraulidae
Gene: rps25
Product: ribosomal protein S25
Exons: 5
Coding region: 116-490 (124 amino acids)
Cellular component (GO): cytosolic small ribosomal subunit
Molecular function (GO): structural constituent of ribosome
Source: RefSeq, a predicted model, not a curated record